CUGUGAUUUAUUGCAACAACUCUAUUCCGCAACUUUGUGGCAUUGAGUUUGAACUAUUUCAACAUUUGCGUCAUUGUUACACCCGCCAUCAAUAGUUUCAGGCAGUUGAGAGAUAUUUGUUUAGUAAUCCUGAAGCUGUGCUACCCCUCUAGCGCCGGAGGUCAUGCAUAAUUCAUGAGCGACUGCUGACACAGGCGUCGUAGAAAAGUAGAGUUUACAAACUUUGGGACAGGAGCGGAGUCCGGGCAGGAGCAACAAGAGCUGUCGAACUGGCCGGAGCGAAGGGAAAGUAGUUACAUUUCAAUUUACUUUUCUCAAGUAGGGACACAUUUUAUUGUUCUCUAUCUUACUCUUAUAGAAUAGUUUUAUUUCGAGUUUGACUGCAGAAAGGUGAACUAUUUUUGUCCACACAGAGGGUUCAUAAAAGUUUGCCUGAGAGUAGCCUAGGCCUACUUCAGAAGGCUCAACUUUAAAUCGUUUUUAUAUUUUCUGUAUUGCUCUAACUUUUACACUAAGACAAAAUGAGCAACCCACUUCAGCCAAUGCCAGGACAACAAGUUAUCCAUGUCGCGCAGGACUCGGAUACGGAUCUCGAGGCGCUUUUUAAUUCGGUUAUGAACCCGAAACCCAGUUCAUGGAGGAAAAAAAUGUUACCCGACUCUUUUUUCAAGGAGCCAGAUUCUGGAUCUCACUCCCGACAGUCGAGCACUGAUUCGGGCAGUCACCCGCCCAGGCUCACCGUUCAACACGUACGGUCACAUUCCUCGCCCGCGACUUUACAGAUUGGAUUGGGAGCCAACCCAACUCCAAGCCCGGUACAUCACUCGCACAUCCGCCACCAGUCUUUCGAUGUUGCCGAAGAGUUGCCCCUGCCCCCUGGAUGGGAGAUGGCCUACACGUCCAACGGACAGAAGUAUUUUCUCAAUCACGUGGAGAAGAUCACCACUUGGCACGACCCUCGGAAGACCAUGACGACAGCCAUGAACCAGAUGAGUCUCCACGCCCCCCCACCCUCUGCCAGCCCACAGCAACGCAACAUGGCCCUGUCCCAGCCCAACCUUGGGGAGCCGUCUGAUGACUGGGAGCAGGCUGAAAAUCCUCAGGGAGAAAUCUACUUCAUUGACCACAAAACACAACGAAUGUCCUGGCUCGACCCGCGUGUGGACGCUCGCCUCAUGAUGUCCCAACACCACCACCAGCAGCACCUGCAACACACCCAGCAGCAGCCCCAACAGGCCCAGGCCUUGGGUUCGCCUGGCUCCCUCCCCCAGCAGCAGAGCUCUCAGGCUGGGAUGAUGAGUCUGUCCAACCCCCUGGGCGUGGUUGUCAGUGCCCAGCAGAAGAUAAGGCUGCAGCGCAUCCAGCUGGAGAGAGAGAGGAUCCAGAGACGCCAGGAGGAGCUCAUGAGACAGGAGGUGGCACUGUGUAGACAGCUCCCUGUGGACUCUGAGAGCAUGGCACCAGCGCCCACUCCCGGUGGCAACCCUGCCCAGCCCAUGACCCAGGGCAACAUGCCCACCAACGGAUCUGACCCCUUCCUGAACAGUGGUCACUUCCAGCAUUCCCGGGAGCAGAGCACAGACAGUGGCCUGGGGCUGGGCUGUUACAGCAUCCCCACCACCCCAGAGGACUUCCUUAACAACAUGGAGGAGAUGGACACAGGUGAGAGCAUGGCCCAGGCGGGCAGUAUGAACGUGUCCCAGCACAGCAGCUUCCCAGACUUCCUCGACUCCCUGCCAGGGACCAACGUGGACCUGGGAACCCUGGAGGGAGCGGACCUCAUCCCCAUUCUUAACGAUGUGGAGUCAGUCCUCAACAAGAGCGAGCCCUUCCUCACCUGGCUGUAAACACGCACACACAUCUUCUACAAACAUACACAUGUACACACACACACACACACACAUGUACAACCCUAAACACACAGACCAACACACACACGCCCAACAAACAGGACGAAAGACUCCACGUAUCUAAAGACUCUGUCUGUGCUGCCUUUUAGCGACCUAUUCAAAUCAGCUUGAUUUAUUUUUCACGUGUCCAGUAAUAUUACCCUUUGUGUGCCCGACCGCCUAUCACUCUGAUUCAGUUCAGGUUAAAGAUAUAGAAAGAGUAUUAACCAAAGCCUUGAGAGAACAAAAUCAAAUCAAAUCAUGACACGUAUUAAAGUGAAUACUGUAUGGUAACACAAGUUAGUCGUUUUGUAUGUUCUGGAAGACUCGCCCACCCUGGUUUUUGAAUCACAAUAGAUGUUAUUUUUUACAGCUUUCCUGUCUCUCUUGGGGUGACACUAUGUGGAACAAGUACUUGGUGAGAAAAAAAAAUUAGAAUAAUUAUUGGCGUCCAAUGGUAUUGCUUUGUCAUGACUAAAUGUAUGCAGGGAGGCUUUUUUUAACCAAUAGGUGGCGCUAUUGCUUAAGCUACUGUAGUUAUGAAAUGGAUCUUUUACUGGCUACAAGGCUGUCCAUCUGUAGGUUCUUAGUAUAAGGUGCACCUCUGUCGGCUACAGCACUGUAAACCUUCUUAUCUAACAAAUGAUCAAUCACCAACAGUAUUUUAACUGUCAGUUUGGGUUUGAAUUUAAAAAACCACACUGUUACUGUUGUUUCUGUUCAUAAAAAACAACAACUACAGAUUCACUUCUACAUCAGCAUUAGUAGCCAUGGGAACAAAGUGUGUUGUAUACCAAAUAAAGUUUCCUAUUGUUCGCUACAAUAUCACUACAAAAGCUUUAAAACUUUAAAAUUGUACUUAGUUUGAUUUUUAAACAGAACUGUUUUUAGUAGUUUUUUUGUGUCAUUUUAAUAAUUGUACUCCAAUGUAGCUAAUUGAACACUAAAAUAUCAUGCCUCUGUUAUGCAACAAUGUAAAAUUCUGUAUUCUAAUACUACACUAUUUUUUUUAUAUCAUACUAUAGUAUUUGUUUUUUUUUCUGAUCUGUAAAAUAGCCUACAUGGGUUCUUUUGCAUCUGGUGCCAUUUGUAGGACUUAUAAUAUAGUUUGCAUUUUUUUGUAUUUAUCAAGAGCUAUGAUUCUAUUUUUGUUCAAUUUUUUUGUUCCAAUUUUUUUUUUUUUUAUGAAAUUGAGAUUUCAAAGCACUACAAAUCAGCAAAAUGAUUGAAAUAUAUCUGAUCAUGAAGUGAAUGUUGAAGUUAGAUGAUCACCAGACGUUUUUGUUUCAAUAUGCGUUGACGCUUGAUAAUCCUUCAUACGCAAACUCUCCUUGGUCUUCGGUCUGUUUUUUGGGGGGUUUUGCAAAAAGGACACAAAAAAAAUUAUUCUAUCUGUUCUACGGGGAAAUAUGCAACAAUAGUCUUUUUAUAUGGUCAGAGGUUAUUGUGCCUUUACGUUUUUAGAGGAUUUUUAGUGAAUUGUCAGAUUGGAUUGGCAUGGAGGUUGGUAUUCGGAUCUUGUUUUAACGUGCCGGCCCCACAACACAAUCUGCUCGGAUCCUUUUUUUUAAAUCUACAUUUGUCUCAGUUUUUGUAUUUGCAUGUUGAUUGACAUAUUUGCUAUUCCUAGCGUUAGGUGGUCUAUAGCCCGACCUUAUAUUGUGACUAUACUGAGUCUGGUUACUAUGUAGAACGUUAGAACUAAGAAGGCGAGGAAGUGAUGGAUCCUGGGUAGGGGCAGGUGAAUUAGGGGGGGUUGUUGAGUUUAGGGGGGGGGGUGUUCAAUGCACGCCAAAACCCACUGGGAGGGUGAGAGGGGUGUGAGAAGGGACGAGGUGAAGAGGGGCGUGAGAAGGGACUAGGUGAAGAGGGGCGUGAGAAGGGGAGAUUAUCACAUCACAGUUAUCACAUCACUACCACCUGUGUCCUUGGAGUGGUGUGGAUUGGGGGAAAGGGUGUGACGGUGUGGAUUGGUUUCAGAGAUUGGAGGCCUCUUACCCAGGCAUGGCCAAUGAAGGCUAGCUCUGACAGGGCUAGCAACAUGCUAACUCAUGCCCAGGGCUAGCAACAUGCUAACUCAUGCCCAGGGCUAGCAACAUGCUAACUCAUGCCCAGGGCUAGCAACAUGCUAACUCAUGCCCAGGGCUAGCAACACGCUAACUCAUGCCCAGGCCCAGCUGACGGGGCUAGCAACAUGCUAACGUAUGCACAGCUGAUGAAAAGGGCUCCAGUGAAAGGCGAUGAGGUCUUUUUAGAAUCAAACAAGGUUAUUAAUCCAAUCACACAGCUGCCUCUCUUGGUGUCUCUGUGUCAGGGAGGUUUUGUGUUUUCAGUUGAAUGAUGUGCUGUUCCAGGCUCUAAGGGGGGAAACUUGGCAGGGCUGUCUGUGCACCAUUACUGGGGACACAAUUCAAGGUUGCACCAGUAUGAAGGGCACAAGUUAAAUGUUUGAGAAAAUGGAUAGCAAUUGUAUCAGAUUGUCUUUUUGUAAAUCUAUACUUUGGGGGAUAUAAAGACCAGACGAAGAGAGAGAUUCUAUGAGACCAUAGAACACAGUGGUGGUGUUAUACCGUUAAGGGUUUGAGGAAAUGGUUUGGUGUGGAGCAUAUGUUUUGACUAAAGGUGCAUAGAGUGGCAUGACAUGAAAUGGAAUAGACAGGAUAACCUGUAGCAAUAUAUAGCGCAGUAUAGCGCAGUGGCUAGGCUACAGCUGCAUGGUAGGAUGGGACGGGGGUGUGUUGUCAGUAGUUACGGGGUUCUUGGAAUGUUGAAGGCAUGCUCAUUGGUGGUGAAAAUCAGACUAACAAAAUGGCCGCAUACUGUAUCCUAUCCUGGCAGUGUGGACUUCAUUUUUACAUGAUGUAACCUCGGCAAGAAGUCUCUGAAAAUUACAGUAACAUGUUUUUAAAAAAUGAAUAAAUAAAGAAUAAAAUGGCGUCAGAACCGUG
Molecule: messenger RNA, 4837 nt
Organism: Salvelinus fontinalis (brook trout)
Lineage: Eukaryota; Metazoa; Chordata; Actinopteri; Salmoniformes; Salmonidae
Gene: wwtr1
Product: WW domain containing transcription regulator 1
Exons: 7
Coding region: 522-1847 (441 amino acids)
Biological process (GO): hippo signaling; positive regulation of transcription by RNA polymerase II
Cellular component (GO): nucleus; cytoplasm
Molecular function (GO): protein binding; transcription corepressor activity; transcription coactivator activity
Source: RefSeq, a predicted model, not a curated record